Lolium rigidum is the source of this 902-nucleotide messenger RNA. Its product is annotated as lachrymatory-factor synthase-like. The record is from RefSeq and is a predicted model, not a curated record. The transcript has a single exon. The coding region runs from base 93 to 695 and encodes 200 amino acids. NCBI's taxonomy places the organism in Eukaryota, Viridiplantae, Streptophyta, Magnoliopsida, Poales, Poaceae.
UCACACAUACUCACUCACUCACUAAUCUGGUCGCACGGUCGUACUGUCCUACUACAAUACAGGGCAGAGAAAGCUGCCAAGGGUCGUCGUCGAUGGACGCGGAGGCCAGCGCGGGCGGCGCCAUAGCCGCAGCACCACGGACCAAGGCGUGGGAUUGGGAGGGGCGGGUGGUGUCGGCGGUGCCGGCUGCGACGGCGGACGAGGCGUGGGCGCUCCUGUCGGACUUCCUGGCGUUCCACCGGUGGCACCCGCGCGUGCCGAUAUGCCGCCUGGCGGCGGGAGCCACGGCGCCGGCCGCCGGGUGCGUGCGCUACUGCGAGGGCACCCCGCCCGGCGACGGGGCGCCGGCCGACUGGGCGCACGAGACGCUCCUCGAGCACGACCAGGCGCGCCGCUUCUUCCGCUACGAGAUGAACGACAACAACAUGGGCUUCGGCGCCUUCUUCGCCGCCUUCCGCGUCGUCCCCGCCGCGGCGCCGGCCGGCGGGUGCGAGCUGCGGUGGGAGUUCCAGUGCGAGCCCGUGCGCGGCACGCCCAAGGAGGCGCUCGUGGCGCGCCUGCAGGCCGGGCUCGACGGCAUGGCGGCGCGUGUGCGCGAGCACGUCCUGUCCGCGCGCGCCGCAGCCCCCAGCGUGGCGGCCGGGUUGGAGGCCGCCGAUGAGCUCUGCAGGCUGGACAACUCUAUCGCCGUCUGAGCUUUGUGAACGCUUUAGACGUACUCACGUCACUAGUACACGUGUACCAGUGUACCACGUACUAUGAUGUAUGUUCCGGCUGUGAUCUUCUUGUUUCUUCUCGCGGCACUAGGUUAUCCGGUGGUACUUUCUUCCUCUCUUGUUGUGUUCUGGGCCUUGGCGACUUGCCAUCAUCAUGUAUGUAUGUACGUACCUACCGUUUACUAU